This is a messenger RNA of Maudiozyma saulgeensis, 2625 nucleotides long. NCBI's taxonomy places the organism in Eukaryota, Fungi, Ascomycota, Saccharomycetes, Saccharomycetales, Saccharomycetaceae. The record is from the annotation of a GenBank genome assembly.
AUGUCUCAAAAGAAUGUUGGUAAUAAUAACCAAAAACCUAGUCAGAAGCACGAGGAUGAAGAUGAAGGAACGAAGAAUACAGAACUUCCUUCUAAUACUAUAACUUAUUCAAGAAAUACUGGAACUUUUUCAACUAAUGAUGACGAAGACCCACAAUCUAUGCAGGAUCUUUAUGGAGAUGAUUUAGACGAUGAGGAUUUAAAAUAUGAUUUAGAACAUAAUGUACAUGGAUUACCUAGACGUCGCCACAAUAAUAAUAAAAAUACCCGUAAUGGUGCUGCACAAGAACAUCAAGUUUCUUCACAAUUAAGUCAAUGGACGUAUAAUAAUAAUAGAUCAAAACUAAAUGAAUCGAUUAUAAAAUUAAGAAAUUUAUUACAACAGAUUAAUGAAGAAAAUACCAAUAGACCUGUUCAAGUAGAUAUAACUCAGGAAUUACAAGUAUUACAGAUUAAUUUAAGAAUGGAUGGUCAUUAUAAUAAUAAAUCUAACGGGAAAAAUGAUUUUCAAUUAGAUAAUGAUGCAAUGGCAAUAUUAUUACAUAAUCAAAUAGAGAAAGCAAUUGAACAUUUAGCUUCAUUGAAACGUAGAGUAGAUGAUGUAUCCUCAAAAGUAUUUAUUACAGGUGAUUUAAAUACUGGGAAAUCGUCAUUUUGUAACAAUUUAUUAAGAAGACAAUUGUUACCCGAGGAUCAGUUACCUUGUACAAAUGUGUUCUGUGAAAUAUUAGAAGCUCGUGAAAAUGAAGGUCUUGAAGAAGUUCAUGCGAUACCGAAUAAUCUCGCCUCUACAGUUAAAGAAUGUGCUGAUAAAUAUGAUAUUAGAAAUCAUAUGACUUAUGAAAUACAUACAUUAAAUGAAUUGGAUGAAUUGGUAACACAAAAUGAUAAAUAUGCACUAUUAAAGAUAUAUAUCAAGGAUGAUAAGAGAACUCCAGAGAAAAGUCUUUUACGCAAUGGAACUGUGGAUAUCUCAUUAAUUGAUUCUCCAGGGCUGAAUAUGGAUUCAGUUCAAACAUCAGAAGUUAUGGCUCGUCAAGAAGAAAUUGAUUUAGUAAUAUUUGUAGUGAAUGCUGAGAAUCAACUAACUCUUUCUGCUAAAGAAUUUAUUGCACUUGCCUCAAGAGAAAAAAAAUUAAUGUUCUUUGUAGUGAAAAAAUUCGAUAGAAUUAAGGACAAAGAAAGAUGUAAAAGAUUGAUUUUAGAACAAAUAAAGGAUUUAUCACCAGAGACAUAUAAAAGAGCUAGGGAAUUUGUUCAUUUUAUAUCCGAACCUGAGUCAGAAAUUAGCCCACCAAACCCAGAUGAUAAUGGAGAUAGUGAUGAUAGUGACAAUGAUGAUAUAAAUAUAGAUCCUGAUUUUGAAAACCUUGAAAAUUCCUUACGUAAUUUCGUGUUAAAGAGAAGGUCUCAGUCAAAGUUAUUACCGGCCAAGACUUAUUUGUGCAAAGUUCUUUCUGACAUUGCCCAAAUUUCCGAUAACAACUUGCAGAUAUAUCGAAACGAGGAAAAUAAAAUCAAAGAGGAAUUAGUGUCCUUAACAGAUGAUGUAGAUAGGGUUAAGAGACAUUACAGAGGUGUAACACAAUCUAUUGAUAAAUUGUCAGAAGAAACUGUCACAGAGAUAUAUGAUUUCACGAAGAAUCAUAUCAUGAAUUGUCUCUCAAUUGAUUGUCAAGAUAUACCCCAAUAUCCUGGUAUUUCACGUCUUUAUGAUUUUGUAUUCCAAACAGAACAUUAUUUCAAGGAUCAAAUUAAGACUAGUAUUGUGGCAAGUGAACUGCAUGCAAGGCAUACUACAAAAGUUAUCGUUGAACAAAUUUAUUUAACGGGUAGAGACGAAUUAGGUGAUGAAUUCAUGUCUAACAGAGUAUUUGAUGUUGGAUUAAUGUUUAGCCAAACUACUCAUCAACUAUCCAAAAAUUUCUCUGUGCCCUUAACAUUUUCGGAUUUAUACGCUCCAUCAUGGGAUGGAUUGAUUGAAUAUCUAUCAUGGGCAUUAUUUAGCCCCAUGAAAAUAUCAUGGCAUAAAAAGCCUGCUGAAAUUGAGAAACCGACUGCAACCGACUCCAACAAAUCUAUCACCACUGCAGGUUCAGUAUUGGGCCUUGGAAAUUAUCCAUUAACACAAUAUUGGAAGAGACCUUCUUUGUUAUUCACUUCUAAAUUACCAGCAUUGGCCAUAUAUUCAUUUGGCGGUUCCAAAAUUGUAACGACAGUUAUCUUUAAUGGACUCAGUGCAUUUUCUUGGAAAUCACUUGGACAAAUUGCAGGUUCAGUUGUAUUUGCCGGCUCGUUACUUGGAAUGGCAUAUAUAAUUUAUGAUAUUCCUAGAGCAUUACCUCAAAACUUAUUAAUCAAAUACAAACAGCAUUUGACUGAGAUGGAUUACAUCCAUACAAAUGCCAGACGUAUCAGCAACGAAGUACAUGAUGUAUUAAAGACUCCAACAAGAGAAAUAGUUAAAACAUGCGAAUUGGAGGUUGAUAAGAAGCAAGGAAAGAAACAUGAUCUGGAAAGAAAACAAGAGAAUAACAGGAUCUCUAUAAAAUUCUUUGAUCAGAUCUUACAAAAGGCUACUUCUGAAAGAAACAUUGUUAAUAACAUCAACCUCGAAGUCGACUAA